AUGGAGGAAUAAUUAUACAAAAUUGUCAUAGUUGGUAAUAGUGCAGUUGGAAAGUCAUCAUUGUUAAUUCGUUUCUGCGAUGAUCAAUUCAGAGAUAUGUAUUUGAGUACUAUUGGAGUUGAUUUUCGUUUUAAAUCAUUAAGGGUUAAUGGAUAAGGAGUUAAAUUGUAGAUAUGGGAUACUGCUGGUUAGGAAAGAUUUAGAAAUAUUACCAACUCUUAUUACAAAGGAGCAUAAGGAAUUGUUGUUGUUUAUGAUAUCACAAACUUAAAGUCUUUUGAAGAUAUCCGUAAAUAUUGGAUGAAUGAACUCAAUCAUUAUGCUGAUGAAAAUGUGUUGUUGAUGCUCUUGGGAAAUAAAAAUGAUUUAGCAACUGAUGAAUCUAGAUAAGUAACUACAACUAUGGCUGAAGAAUUGGCCAAAGAAUAUAAUCUAAAAUUCUUUGAAGUAAGUGCUAAAACAAGUGAUCAAGUAUUCAUUAUUAUUAUAAGCUAGGUUGAAGCAGCAUUUCAAGCUUUUACUUAAUCAAUUUAAGAAACUGGUUUAGCAGGCAAAGUAAGAAAACCAUAACCCCAAUAAUAUUUACAAACUCCAUUACCUUAAGAAGAAAAACCCAAAAAAUAGGACAGUUGUUGCUGAUUUAUUUGUUAUAUUUAAGGACAACAAUAUAAUAUUUCUUGGAGAUAAUAUAUUCUUUAUCUGACUAUAAUCUAUUAAUCUAUAAUUUAUUUUUAAUUAUUAUUUAUUUAUCAUUUUUGUGAAUCAAUUCUAAAAAGAAUAUUUCUAAUUCAAUCGAAACUUAAUUCAUCUUAUUCUCAUAACGAAUCUUUAAUUAUAUAUUUCAUUAAUCGAUUUAAACAUUAAAUUUUUAUAAUAUUUCUAUUA
Paramecium sonneborni is the source of this 885-nucleotide messenger RNA. NCBI's taxonomy places the organism in Eukaryota, Ciliophora, Oligohymenophorea, Peniculida, Parameciidae. The record is from the annotation of a GenBank genome assembly.